AUGGGUAGAAGAUGGAAACAGCGCAAGGUUGAAGCUGUUGCCUGGUGGAGAUUCUACCUUCCGAACGGUGAAAACCAGGAGAACUACUACAUGCAGAAGCUGGUGUUGAAUCUGCCUUUGCGGAAAGAAACGCCUGUCAUUUCUCCAAACAACGUGUCAAAAACGUACAUGGAAGAAUGUGCCAUUCGUAACCUGAUUGAAGAGCAAGACGACGCCAUGACUGCUCUCCAGGAUGCCAGACAAAGAGGGUUCUCACUCGCUCGUCUGCGCAAGAUGGCACAAUCCUUAUGCGACAUGGACUGGAUCGGUGAAGACGAAUUCAAUACGUUCAUUGAUGAGGUAACAACUGCCCAUCGAGCCGAUGCAGUCGAAGAUGAAGAAGAAGUCACUGUUGCUGACUUCAAUCCAGAUCAUGCAGAUCUUGGUAACUUAAGGGUCAACAACAUUCACAUUGAGUCUGUCACUUUUGCAGCAUAUGCAAUUUGGAAGAUAGGCAUUCACCGUUCACAAAGUUCAGAGUAUGACUCUAGAGAAAGCAUACAUAUUGCUGAACAAGAACUUCUUUGCCAGCGGCCAGGCGAGCCAGCGCAGAAGGAGCCAGCGCAGAAGGAGCCAGCGCAGAAGGAGCCAGCGCAGAAGGAGCCAGCGCAGAAGGAGCCAGCGCAGAAGGAGCCAGCGCAGAAGGAGCCAGCGCAGAAGGAGCCAGCGCAGAAGGAGCCAGCGCAGAAGGAGCCAGCGCAGAAGGAACCAGCCAAAAAGUGGCCAGCACAGCAGUCAAUAUCAAGCAGGCAACAUGUGUAG
This is a messenger RNA of Rhopilema esculentum, 801 nucleotides long. The record is from RefSeq and is a predicted model, not a curated record. Lineage: Eukaryota; Metazoa; Cnidaria; Scyphozoa; Rhizostomeae; Rhizostomatidae.